Messenger RNA from Drosophila albomicans, 2173 nucleotides. RefSeq names its product probable peroxisomal acyl-coenzyme A oxidase 1 (gene Acox57D-d). Gene Ontology annotation, biological process: fatty acid beta-oxidation using acyl-CoA oxidase; lipid homeostasis. Gene Ontology annotation, molecular function: fatty acid binding; FAD binding; acyl-CoA oxidase activity. Gene Ontology annotation, cellular component: peroxisome. Lineage: Eukaryota; Metazoa; Arthropoda; Insecta; Diptera; Drosophilidae. The record is from RefSeq and is a predicted model, not a curated record. The coding region runs from base 71 to 2104 and encodes 677 amino acids. The transcript is spliced from 8 exons.
UGUUGCUCUGAGCGACAACUUGUUUUAGGCUUUCACUUAAAAAGAAAUUCUUGUUUUUUCCACCAACAAUAUGUCGCACAUUAAAAAUAUAAUUCCUACAACUGUGAACCCUGAUCUGCAAAAGGAGCGAUCAGCGGCAACCUUUGAUGUAGAAGAGCUUGCUGUGUGGUUUCAACGCAGUGCGGAGAAACUAAAAACAAAACGUGAAGUAGAGCGCGUAGUCUUUGCUAACUUGGAGGAUGGUUAUGGCCUGAACCAUGAGUAUAUGUCCCAUGAGGAUCUCUACAAUUCCUCAGUGAAGAAGGUAGCUGAAGCAGCUCCCAAGUUGAAAGCUCUGCAGAAGAAGCUGAAUCCAGGAGGCAAGGAUAUUUGGCCUGGAGGAUUGAUCUCUGAGAUCGGCAAUGGCUUGUUUCCCGCUAACCACCCGCUAGCCACGCACACCUCAAUGUUUGUGGACGUGAUCAAUGGUCAGGGCACUCCCGAGCAGGUGGCCAAGUGGGGUCCACUUGCGGAGAACUGCAACAUUAUUGGCACCUAUGCUCAGACUGAGUUAGCUCAUGGCACCAAUGUGCGGGGGAUUGAGACGCGAGCUGACUACGACAUCAGAGCUGGGGAAUUUGUGCUGAAUACCCCCAACUUGGAGGCCUACAAGUGGUGGCCAGGCGGCUUGGGUCACACGGCCAAUCAUGCCAUGGUGGUGGCUCAGCUCUACAUAUCUGGCAAGCAUAAGGGAGUGCAGAUGUUCAUUGUGCCGCUGCGUCAUCCGGAAACACAUUUGCCACUGCCGGGCAUCGAUGUGGGUGAGAUUGGAAAGAAGCUGGGCAUGGCUUCGGUCAAUCAGGGUUUCUUGGGACUGAAGAAUGUGCGUAUUCCACGCGAGAACAUGUUGAUGAAGUUCGCCAAAGUGGAUCGCGAUGGCAAAUUUACAGCCAGUCCCGUUUCCAGAGUCAACUACUUGACCAUGGUCUACACACGUUGCCUGAUUGUCGAGUUAAAUACUCAACUGCUGUUGGGGGCGGCAACCAUCGCAACUCGCUACUCGGCUGUGCGUCGCCAGAGUCCCAUUGAGCCAAACGGUCCUGAGCCACAGAUCAUUGAUCACGUGACGCAGCGUCUGAAGCUCUUCCCGGAGAUUGCCACAGGCAUCGCCUAUCACCAGGCAGCGGAGUACAUGUGGGAGCUCUACGAUCAGACGGUGCUGGAUGCCAACAAUGGCAAAUUCGAGCGGCUGCCCGAUAUGCAUGUUCUCUCCUGCGCCCUUAAGGUGCUCUGCUCCACCGAUGGCUGUGCUGGCAUUGAGCGUCUACGUCUCUCCACUGGCGGACAUGGCUAUCACAUUGCUGCCAACCUCAGCAACAUGUAUGGCAAUGCGGUGGCCUCGUAUACUUACGAGGGUGAGAAUACGGUGCUCCUACUUCAGAUUGGACGUGCUCUAGUCAAAACCUGGAACAACUUUACCCAAGGUAAAGGAGUGUCUUCAUCCUAUGCCUACUUUGAGCCUUCAAUGAGCCUGAAGGAGUUCCCCAAGUGGGACAACUCUUGGCAGUGCAUCGUCAAGGCGCUGCAGUACACGGCAACACACAAGACGCGUAUUGCCUUUGAGAACCUGUCGGAGCGCAUCGCUGCUGGACAGUCCCAGGGACAGGCAGCUAACAACACUGGCAUUGAGCUGACGCGUGCUGCCGAGCUCCAUGGUCGCCAGUUUGUCUGCCAAACGUUUGUCGAACAAAUUACCGGACCCAAGGCCCAAAAACGCUCCAAGGCACUGAACGAAGUCCUGGAAAAUGUGCUGGAAAUGUUCCUAGUGCAGACUGUGCUCAACAAUUUGAGCGAUAUACUGAGAUUUAUAAACUUGACCGAUGAGGAUCUGAGAUCACUGCAAAAACGCUUGGAGCAAUCGCUGGAGAAAUUCCGACCAAAUGCCGUCGCCUUUUGUGAUGGCUUCGAUUUCCACGAUCGUGUUCUCAACUCCGUCUUGGGCAGCUACGAUGGCAAUAUUUAUCCACGACUUUUCGAUGCGGCCAAGCGCAGCACCAUGAACCAGAAGCACGUUCAAAAGUCGUUUGAAACGCAUUUGAAACCUCUGAUGAAGUCAAAUUUAUAAAUUGCGCAAUUGUGUGUACUUAAUUUCUACUUGGUUGUGUUGUCUAAUAAAAAUGCAUUUAUCAGAAAA